Molecule: messenger RNA, 7672 nt
Organism: Mya arenaria
Lineage: Eukaryota; Metazoa; Mollusca; Bivalvia; Myida; Myidae
Product: protein zyg-11 homolog B-like
Exons: 13
Coding region: 125-2416 (763 amino acids)
Cellular component (GO): Cul2-RING ubiquitin ligase complex
Source: RefSeq, a predicted model, not a curated record
GUGAUGUAAAAAUGGCUGUCAACAACAAGUGAAAAUUUUAUGCAAUCAUUUCCCUGGCGUCUUGUCGUAGAUUGAAGUAAAGUAACAACACAGUUUUCUCCAGAGCUUCCAGAAAAUAUUAUGAAUGCUUGACUUAGCCAAUCGUGCAGACUCUGUGCCGGAGUGUGACGCGAUGUACGAUACUCCGGUCAGUUUACACGAAUGUUGUAUCGACUUCAUUUGCGACAACUUGAGCGCACUGUGCGAUGAGGAGCUAACGCCUCUUGGUCAUCCAAGGCUUGUGUUCAAGGACCAAGAUAUAUACUUCCAACACCAUCUGUCCGAGAGUUUACUCGAAGCGUUAUGCGAGAAGGGAAAGCUUACCGAUGAGUCCCUUACGUUGUUCGAUCCAAAAUUGAUGAAUUUACGUCAGGUUUGCAUACAAGAUGCACAGUUAUCUACUAAAGGCCUACGGACAUUAAAGCAACACAAGAUUUUGGACUUAGAAAUCACUGGGCUAAAAAGUGUUACGAUUAAUGAUGUGAUUGGAUGUUUAGGGGAAUGGAGCCUAACGAAUCUUCGUUCUCUCAAUGUUAGCAAUAGUACUUUCCUGAACAGCACAAAGUUUUGUGUAGUGGUUUCCCUUUCGAAACUACGAAAUUUAGUAAGUUUGAACGUAAGUCGGACAGAAUUUAAUAAACACGGACUUGAGAUUAUUGCCGAGGACUUGCCAAAAUUAGAAAAUCUGGACAUCUCGGUCACUCCAAUAGAUGAUAUUUCAGCAUUACGGAAAUGCAAAGAAAGGUUAAAAUUCUUAUCGAUGUAUUCCCUGCGUGCAGCGCAAACAUCUGACAUGGUACCAGUGCUUUCAGAAUUGACAAAGUUAGUACAUCUGGAUGUAUCUGACGAUUCAUUUCAAACUGUGCAUUCUAUCCUUUCUACAACACCGCCCCAGAAGUUUAAGGUCGCCAAUUUGCUGUCGAAAACGUCCUGCCUACCUCGUCUUUCUUCUCUCGAUAUAUCGGGAAAAGACGGAGUCACUGAAGAAUUGCUUGGUGAGUUUAUGAGCCAACACAGGCUCCGAUUCCUAGGACUUUCUCUGACUCCGGCCUGCAAGUUUGACCGCUUCAAAGAUACCAGCUGUCCAGAAUAUGAACCUGAACUUGUGGUGACGGGAGAAGCAACAGAGAAGCAGGUGGUGGAAUCGUUACGUCGCUACACGAACCGCGCCCUUUACAUGCAGAAGUCGCUCUAUACGCUGUUUAGCCUCACUCAGGAAAUGUUCGUGCCAAGGGAGGAUAUAAUUAAGAUUGUGUUACCAGCCAUGAAACAGCAUCCUCGACAACUCGGUGUUCAGAUGGCUGCCACAGCAUGUCUUUAUAACUUGUCGAAGGCAGAACUCGGUCAGAAAAUCCACCCACGUUGUCUAAAGCAGAUCAUUACCCUAACGCUGAGGGCCAUGGAGAAUUUCCCUAACCACCAACAGCUUCAGAAGAAUGCCCUGCUAACUCUGUGUAGUGACCGGAUGCUUCAAGACGUCCAGUUUGACCGAUUCCGAUGCGCGCGACUCGUCAUGGAGUGCCUCUGUCUGUUUGACGAUCCAAGCAUGAAUAGAAUGUCCGUCGCCAUCUGUUCAAUACUCGCUGCAAAGAUAUCCACCCAGAAAACUUCACAACUUGGUGCUAAGACUCGUUACAUGAAGAAAAUGCUGCAACUGGUUCGACAGAAAAUUGAGAACAACAGUGUGGACAUCACGCUGAAAUUUACGCUAAGUGCACUGUGGAACUUAACAGACGAGUCACCCGCCACAUGUAAGGUGUUUCUGAACGAAGGAGGUCUGGAGCUGUUUAUGAUGACCUUACAGGUUGUUUCCAGUAUGGACAUGGACACAAGAGUGCAGGUGGAAACAAAAAUACUGGGACUGCUGAACAACAUAGCAGAGGUAUCCAUCUUCAGAAACUAUCUGAUGAGAGAAGACUUCUUGAUGAUUGCAAAACGCCUGUUGAAAGCUGAGCAGAUAGAUGUGAGCUACUUUGCAGCGGGAAUCGUUGCCCACCUAGCCAGUGACGGGGAACAGUCUUGGCUGAUAGCUGGCACUGACAGGGCAGAUAUACUCACUGAACUGUACAAUGUUGUCUUGAAAUGGGAGCAGCCUAACGGAGAAAUGGUGGCCUACAGGUCUUUCAACCCAUUCAUCCCACUGUUAAAGUCCUCGGAGAUGCCUGCUGUACAGCUGUGGGCAGUGUGGGCCAUUCUUCAUGUCUGCACCAAGAAUGCCCAUAAAUAUUGUGCAAUGCUACAAGAAGAGAAGGUAUGUCAGAUAUUGGAGCUGGUGAUUUGUGAGCCGAGUCUCGACACGAACGUUCGUAACUUUGGCUCCCAGGUUGUCACCCUCGUUCAGACAAGCGGGAAGAAAGCCUCCCCCACCAUCUGUUGAGAAGGCGUUUUUUUCAUCUCUGGCUUCAUCAUGCAAAUAGUAUUAUGAUUGUUGGCCAUCAGCAUCAUUAUUAUUGCUGUCAUGAUUGUUGCCAUUGUUGUUGUUGUUAUCAUGGUGCUCCUCGUCGUCAUUAUUUUAAGUGAAGAUAUAAACAGUGUUAUGCUAUGUAAUGAAAUGAUGUGAUCAUGUUUUUUAAUAAAUAAAUUCUAAUGACAACUAAAGAUGAUAGGUUAGUUCAGAUGAAUAAGUUUUCAGUGGCAAGAGUUCAAGUUGAAAUACCAGUAUGAUGAGUAUCAUAGACCAUUUCAGAAAAGCCACUGGUUUGUUACUGUAGAUAAAACCUGGUCUUCUGUUAUUCAUUCUUUGACAAAUAUCUUUCAUGAUAUCUGGGAAAUGCGACUGUGAUACUAAUGUAGUUUUUGCGACACUGAGUAUUACUUUUGGCGUUAAUGGCGACAUCAGCUUAACCUUUGGAAGACAACAACUGGAGUAUUUAAUCAUCCAAUUAUGAUGAAACUUAGUUUGAAUAUGGGAUAAAUUGUGUCAUUAACUCUGUUUAUGCCACCUGUACAUUAAGAAAUAGUAGGUUAAUAUCCAGUGCAGACAAUAACAUAAGUAUUGUUUAUCCAAUCAUGAUACAACUUGGUGACAGUGAUCAUCUUCGCAAUGUCCAAUGUCCAGAUCAACAUCAAGCUAUGCCCUUUUACAUUAAAAUUUGGUUGGUUUAUUCUACAUUUGUAUAUUCACACAAUAACCCAAUUAUACUAAAACUUGGUUAGAGUGUUUGUUAUCACAAUGUUGGUCGAAGGUCCAGAUAAAGUUUGAUUUUCAGAUGAAUUGCCAUAGGAACACCAAAGUUAUGCCUAUUCAACAGUGUUAAACAAGUUUGGGUACAACAGUCGGACAGUUUUUUUAUGAUUUCAGUUUAUGUUUCAAUUGAUAUAGUUGGUUUGACAAUUAUGGGAGAAAUUAUAGUUGUUGACAGUCUUUAAUAAGGACUUGUUUAUGGUUGAAAGAAAAGAAGAAAUGGGUAACAGACAAUGUUUCAAAAGUUGUAUUUUUUGUCAUGGAAUUCACAAUAAUUAUUUACAUGAACUUAAGUCAUUAUGUUCACUAUGCUAUUAAUAUAAUUAUUUCUUGUUGAAAAGUUGUUACAAUUUUGUGUGUUUUAUUUUGCCAAUUAAAAGUGAUUGUUAAGAUUUAAUUACGCUAAAAAAAUAAAUUAAUUGUUACAAAUUUUGGUUAUGCCGGUCAUUAAGAUAUAUAGCUCUAUUGUUGAUUGCAAUAACAUUACGUUGAUAUGAUAAGCACAGAGUAUUGACUUUGUGGGUAAUAAUCAUGGAUAUUUUAUUAUGCGUUGAUUUUAAAUUCACUGUAAUACUCGUAUUAUGAAAUAUUGUAUCACAGGUGUAAAAAAUCAUUUAAAUAAUCAUCUGAAUGAAUGGUUGGUAAUAAGAUUAAGAGCAAGAUUUAUUUUCUAUUUUCUGCUCUGAUAUCUGUUUUUUUGAAGAUUUGUUAUGCAUUGUCAUAGCCUUGGUGUGGUUGGCAUACAAAACCUUUAACCUUGGUCAUUACUGAACAUAUUUAAACGAAAGUAGGUACACAUGUAGUCAAAGACAAUAUGCACAUGUACAGCAAGGCCUAUAACUCUUGCAUAAAUAACUUUUGAGUUAUGCCCCUUUUGAGACUGAAAAACAGACAAGCAUUGAUGUUCAUCAGGCAGCACUCUUGUUUAUGGCUCUUGCUAUUAGGUGAAGUGAAAAAACUCUUUGAUAUGACUUAUAUUAGUGAAAAAGAUUUUUCUGGAAAAAAAAAAUUCAAACAAUUCUUUGUCUUCAUUCAUAGUGAUGUUACAAUGUUCAAGGCCAAACACUGAAAUACCGUAAGAAUUUUGGCUUGAUGUGCAAAAUUGUGGUACUCCUGGUUUUAUAUGAUUUACACCUUGCAUUAUGAAUGUGUAAACAUGUCAAUAUAUUUUUUGCAUUGAAAGACUGUGUGCUUGUACGAUUAUCAUCAACAGUUUACAUUGUGUAAUGAAAUGAGCAGUGGCUUGAAUUCAUCAUUGUAAAUUCUAUGUAUGUUUUGAUUGUGUAUAUGGUUAUUAUGCUGUGCUAGUUAUCAUUGUGAUUUAGGGUCAUUUCCGCACAGUUACCAUUCCUGCCUGGUCCAAAUCGACCCCUUGACAAACUCGGUCUCGUACACUUCCGCCUUCCUUUUAUUAGCAUCUAUGUUCUCAAAAUAAUCAGAAUAAAUAACAAUUGAUUAACUUUUCUGUAAUGUCUGUAAUGUUCACUGACGAAGACAUUGUUUUGUUUAUAGUUGCUUUUAAAGAUGGACAUUGACUCCUUAAUAAGCAGUAUCACUAUUAAUACAAUUGUCUUAAUUUUCCAAAAAGGAUGAAUAAAUAUUGAAAACAAUGGUUCUUAUGAAGGGUUCUGUGUUUAACAUGAAGGAAAGGUGCUAUGAGACGAUGGUUGAUCUCGAUAAAUCUUUUUAGCACUCACCAAUCAUUUAAUAUUUGAGCGGUUUCAGCUAUUUAAUACACAGUUACAAUCUUGUUAUCAGUAAUUAAUAUUUUCUACAAAUACAUUAUUAAGUAAGCAGUAAAAGGUUUUUCACUCAAAAUUUAUGUUUGUUAUAAUGAUUAUAAAUACGAGUAUCACUUUAAUUAUAUUCAGGCAUUUGCAUAUUUAAGAGCAUAUUGUUGUAAACAAUGUUAUACCAUAAACAUAACGAUGAACACUAUUUAUACGAAAAAAACAAUAGUAGGCUGAAUUGGUUUAGGCCGAAAUGAUAACUGGUUCAAAUUGACCCAUAUUAUUAUCCAUAUUAUUAUUUGUUACCACAUCUUCAUUUAGUUGUCUUGCGAUGUGAUCCUUUUGUAUAUUUCUCUAUUUUCAUAUUAUUUUUAUUGCUUUCAAACAUUUAAUCCUCAUUUUAUGAUAUUUACUAUUAUAUCUUAUUAAAACAUUUGAGUUUACAUUAAGUAUUUUCUUAAGAGAUUCUAAUCUAAGGAACUAUGAGAGGAACGCUAACUAUUCUACCUCUAUAAUACCAAAAUACUUUUUUAGUCUGCUGAUGGUUUGGGAGACUGAUUGUAGAGCUUCAGAUAAUAUUGAUAUAUCACUUAUUAAUGACAACCUCCUGUCUAAGUUUUCAUGGGUAGAUUGGAAAAGAAUUAGUUUCAAAAAAUAUUGGGACAAUCUUCUAAACGAUAAUUGAUCAUAAGUUUUUGGAAACUUUCAUUUUAAGUUGGGAUGCGAUAUAUUUAUUAAUAAGUAGGUUCGAUGAAAACGUUACACAAGGUUUAUUAAAACAUGGAAAUUAAAACUUGUAAAUCUGACACUUGAUAAGCAUUUUCCUUCACAAAGAAGUGGCCACUUCAGCCACCAAUUGUUCAUUCCUUUGUUAUAUAACUUUAUAACUUAGUUGACUGGUCUGCGCAUUCGCUUCUCACCUAUGAGACCAGGGUUCUGUUACUGGCCUGGGCUCAAGUGAGUUCUGUCUGUGGUCACCAACCCAGACAUGUGGGUUUCCCCCACAUUACAAUAUCACACUCUUACGUAACAUCCUGCCAGCAGUGAUUAAUAUAUUAAUGUUGUUCCACAAUCAUUGCAAAAAAACUAAGUAAAUUAAACUAAUAACUUUUGAGUAAAAAUGCGUAUCUUUGAGGAUAUGGAUAAUGGAGUAAAUUGGCCUAUCUAUGAAGGAAAGGUUUUCAUUGAAUUUCUAAAACCUACAAUAUUUUGCUAUACCCUCUUUGAUAAGAUGUCUCCGAUAUUAUCUAGUGUCAUGAUGUUACAUAUGUAAUUCUUAAAUAUAAUUAGUAGCCAUUUCUUUACAUUUCGUUUUCUAUGCUAGGAUUGUUUAUCAUUGUUUAGAUGUUUGUUAGUCAAUUGUUAUCAUAAUGUCAAUACACAUGUGCAUAAUAUCAUGUUUUAAAAUCUGUCAUUAAAGAAUGUUGUUUUUCAGAUAACGCUUUUCUUUUCUUUUUUAACUUUGUAUAUUCAUUGACCAGAAAUUGUAGUUAUUAAUUUUUGCAUUUCUUAAUCUUUAAAUCAGCAUGAGCUUUGCACAGCCAUCUGCUGAAUUAAAUGUUUAGCAUAACAAAAAUAAAUAAUACCUUCCUUAAUGUUGAUGAGAAUGCCACUAUUAUAGCCAGGGUACUGGCUCGAGUGACUGAAUAACCCAACUGAUAAAAUAAAUUCAUAGUCUUAAUGGAAAUUUAUAGGUUGUUCUCUUCAGUGAUUUUAAAUUAUUAAAUCAGAAUCUGGCAAGCGAUCUCAUUGGUUGACACAUGAGCGUAAACACUAAGGUCACAAUGAGCUGUAUGAUGAUUUCUCUGACAUAUAAUUUCAAGGUCUAGGAAACAUAUAGCAAUCAAAGAUCACUUCAAUGUCUCCUCCCUACUUCAUAAAUAGAUAAAAGAAUUUUAAUACAACUUGGAACAAUGUGCAGAGCGCAUUCUCCACCUGUCGAGCUUCAAUUAAGAUAAAAGAGAAGUGAAAAGUGUACUAAGACUUUGCAAUUGUGUCCUUGUUUUGGAACUAUUAACAUAUAUCACAGACAAUCCAAGGUUUGACCUGGAAGUCAGUUUCAAUGUUUGAGCUUUAGUUAGGGACCUAUGCUUUGUGGUCGUGUAGAAGCUUAAAUAAUUGUACUCGGGCCUUGCCCAUUAGGUGAGUGCUCUGAUAAGAUUGCAAGUCAUUUUAGGUUUUUGGAGCACAGUGCACAGACAGAAUGCAACCCUAGUUCUAUUAAUGUGCACUAGUGUAUAGCUGUCACUGUCACACGGUACCUCAUUUAACAUCCCUCCAGAAAACUGGUCAAGGUUACAAUAGAGACUAUAGUGCUUGACAUCAAAGCGCAACCUUUAAACAUUAGAUGUUCAUGACACCAACAUUUCAAAUUUUGUUAAGAUUAUUUCAAAAUCAGUAACAUUCUGAAAUUGGUUAAGCCAGUUUCUUGGGGAAAACCCAGUUUAACAAAGAAAAUUAAAAACAUUUUUACUAGAUAUCUGCAUUUGGAUCUGUCUCCUGUCGAGAGCUACCGGAUUUUUUUAAGUGAUAUCAAUUUUUAAAUAUACUGGUACAUGUAAAUUGACAUGGAACUGUCUUGAUCAUGCUAAAAAUAAUGUUUUCAGGUCAUUUUUAAUUCUAUUACAAUGUUAAUAUCAUUAUAACAGGUUUUCCCAGAUAUUGGCUCAUUUAUAACUGAUUUGCAACACAAGGGGAUGUGCCAAAGGAAUAUCACAAG